AUGUUUUGCCUUCGAAGCUGGCUCCCACUCCUCUUCAUACCGACCAACGCUUCCCCGCUCUUUAUCCUUUCCUUCGUGAUACUCACCUACAUCCUCCAUCGACCAUGCAUCUACUGCUCUGCUCUGCUUCUGAUUCUCUUCACAUCAUCAUGCCAGUGGUCUGAUCGGUGUUUUCUCGACUUCCGCGGAGACUGGUUUUCGCCGCGCUUCAGCAGCGGGAUUAUUUCCUCCUCAGCACAGCAAGCUGCUUACAACAUAACUUCGUCGCCAAAUAAUCAAUCAAUGAUUGACUUCAACAAUAAUAAUAUCAACUAUAGCAAUGACUCGUUCGUGGGUUUUGUCAAAGACACUAUCAAUACUACGGCGACGGCCUUGGCGGGCGCCGCAAUCGAGGAGGCUAAGAGGAGGGUGUCUUCGGUGCUGGCGAACGGUAGUACUGGUGCCUCUUCAUCUGCGGUUGAGUAUAUUGUUAGCCAGCAGCAGCAAGGUGGAGAAUGGACUGGUAUUGGACUUGAGUGGCUGCGCAGUUUGUUAGGACGGAGGGAAUGGACGAUACCUUGUAUUGAUGUUAAGGUACGAUUGUAG
Messenger RNA from Talaromyces atroroseus, 585 nucleotides. RefSeq lists its product as hypothetical. The coding region runs from base 1 to 585 and encodes 194 amino acids. The record is from RefSeq and is a predicted model, not a curated record. The transcript has 2 exons. NCBI's taxonomy places the organism in Eukaryota, Fungi, Ascomycota, Eurotiomycetes, Eurotiales, Trichocomaceae.